GAAGAGUUACUAUCAGAUCGCUUUGCUGACCUUCUAAACUGAAAGAACUGCAGCCUUUGCAUAGGGACUGUCGCAUCACUUGUCUUCUGUCUAGAAAUUAUUUGAACUUCCGUUGAAUACGAAGGUACAUUAAAUAACGCGAAGGAUGAUAUGCUGCUCCACAUGUGAUCGUGUACAAUAAUCUAUAUAUGUUACCUUGGGAGAGUUACCAUCAGAUCGCUUUGCUCACCUUCUAAAGUGCAAGAACUGCAGCCUUUGCAUAGGGACUACAGCACCACUUGUUAUCUGUCCACAAAUUAUUUGAACUUUGGUUGAAUACGAAGUGACGAGGAUCCUACUGCUGAUUCAUCAUGUGGCUUCCUUUGCUGGUAGUGUUGGGUUUGAUCUUCUUAUACAGAUGGUACCGACAAAGUCUAAUCCUGGACAAUCUCGCAGGCAAAUAUGUGUUCAUUACUGGAUGUGACACAGGAUUUGGAAAUAUUCUGGCAAGGAACUUGGACAAACGUGGAAUCAGGGUUCUGGCUGCAUGUCUGAGAGAGACUGGAGCUGAAAAUCUGAAAAAAGAGACUUCCAGUAGACUGCAGACUGUCAUUUUAAAUGUCACUGACAGUGAGAGUGUCCGCAGUGCAGCCAAAUGGGUAUCUUCUAUUGUUGGAGAACAAGGGCUCUGGGGCCUAGUAAACAAUGCCGGAGUCAGCGUCCCAUGUAGUCCAGAUGAAUGGCUGACCAAAGAAGAUUACUCAAAAGUCAUUGAUAUUAACCUGUUGGGGAUGAUUGACGUGACAAUCAAUCUCUUGCCAUUUCUCCGGAAGGCCAGAGGGCGCCUGGUUAACAUGUCUAGCUCUGUAGGAAGAUUGACUAUGACUGUUGGACCAUAUAGUUUAUCCAAGUAUGCAGUAGAAUCCUUCUCAGACAGCAUCAGGCGUCAGAUGAGGUUUUUUGGUGUGAAAGUGGCUAUCAUAGAACCAGGAGCAUUUGACACACAGAUAACAAACAUAGACGCAACCAGAGGAGAUUUAAUGAGAACUUGGAAAACUGCUCCAGAAGAAGUGAAAAAAAGUUAUGGAGAAGAUUAUUAUAAAUACGCCCUCAAGGCUGCUGAACAAGUAAAACACCUUGUCAACAAAAACGUGAAUCUGGUCCCACAAGCCGUAGAGCACGCUCUGACCGCUGUUCAUCCAUGGACACGAUAUUCUGUAGGCCUGGAUGCUAAACUCAUAUAUUUGCCUUUGUCCUAUUUUCCCACAUUUUUCACAGACUUUCUCUUCACACUUCCCCAGCCUAAACCAGCCCAAGUAAUGUGAUCUUGUAUUUUUGAUUGUCCUAUUUGCCAAAACAUGCUAUAACAUGAACCUAGUCAUUUUUGAUCUAUCAGUCUGCCAUGACGUAUAGGCCAAAGGGCAUUCCAUAUUUCUCGGAAGUUCUUUUUAAAGACCGGAACUCCAAAAAAACGUAAGAUUUUCCAUAGGGAACAUUUAUAAAUGUUAAUUGUGCCAAAGAAGCAACAGAAAUAUGCACCUUUUUGUAGUCUCAAGAGAUUGCCGUGGAAUUUGGUGAUAUCACAAUGUGCUGUUCAGUGCUCACUGUUCUCCGUUCUGGGGAUCUUUCAUGAAGAAGCAAAUUCCUGCUUUUACCAAGAUGGCAACCUUCACAGUGUAGAGCAAGCCAGUAUUGAGG
Messenger RNA from Rana temporaria (common frog), 1677 nucleotides. Its product is annotated as retinol dehydrogenase 7-like. The record is from RefSeq and is a predicted model, not a curated record. NCBI's taxonomy places the organism in Eukaryota, Metazoa, Chordata, Amphibia, Anura, Ranidae. The transcript has 6 exons. The coding region runs from base 351 to 1304 and encodes 317 amino acids.